This is a messenger RNA of Octopus sinensis (East Asian common octopus), 1551 nucleotides long. Its product is annotated as beta-ureidopropionase. The coding region runs from base 360 to 1511 and encodes 383 amino acids. Lineage: Eukaryota; Metazoa; Mollusca; Cephalopoda; Octopoda; Octopodidae. Gene Ontology annotation, molecular function: beta-ureidopropionase activity. The record is from RefSeq and is a predicted model, not a curated record. The transcript has 14 exons.
CUGAGGUCGAUCUAAUCGACUGGCCCCCUUCCCCAAAAAAAAUUUCGGGCUUCGUGGCUAGAGUAGAAAAGAAUAUUUAUCUAUAUAGCAGAGAUAGUAAGAGUGACAUCGAUAAGAAAUUCAUUCAGAAAGGGGAGGAGCCACUCGAAAGUCCUGUUAUCAUUAAGUGCUGUUGUGAGGGGUAAGAGGUUUCUGCAAUAGACACAAAAUACAAAUUUGUUUUUGGUCAUAGCUGCUAUUGAUAUUCGCCUAAAAACAAUUUCUUUAGCCAAAGCUGCGGUGGUAACAAUAGGCGACUGCACGAAUAAUUAGUUAUUCGAAUAACUAAUAACAAAGUUAUUACAAAUAAUUUGUAAACAAUGGCGGGAAAAUAUGAAAGCAUCGAAAGUAUCCUGAAAAAACAUUUGCCACCUGAUGAACUGAAUGAAGUGUGGCGUGUUCUCUACGGAAAAGCACUACGAAAAUUGGCAAUUCCAGUUGAAGCUGAAGAAUUUGCAAAAGAAAAGAAUUUUGAAAUUAAGGGCUAUACAUUUGAUGCUAAAGUAGAAGAUAUCCGACCUCAGCGCCUUGUCCGUAUUGGAGCUAUCCAAAAUCAAAUUAUAGAGAGUACCUCUGCUUCAAUCACUGCACAACGUGAUGCUAUUCACAAUAGAAUAUGUAACAUUAUCAAGGCUGCCUCUCUAUGUGGUGUCAAUAUUCUGUGUCUUCAAGAAGCAUGGCAUAUGCCAUUUGCCUUCUGUACUCGAGAAAAGUAUCCAUGGUCUGAAUUUGCUGAGAAUGCUACAACUGGACCUACAACCAAGCUGUUGCAACAGAUGGCUAAGAUGUUCAACAUGGUGAUUAUCUCACCAAUAUUGGAGAGAGAUGAGGUUCAUGGCGAUAUCCUUGCUAAUACUUGUGUGAUCAUUUCAAACAGUGGCAAUAUUAUUGGAAUCACACGUAAGAACCAUAUCCCCAGAGUUGGGGAUUUCAAUGAGUCUACUUAUUAUAUGGAAGGCAAUACUGGACAUAGAGUGUUUGAGACAAAAUGGGGUAAAAUUGCUGUGAAUAUUUGCUAUGGUCGCCACCACCCUCAGAAUUGGAUGAUGUAUGGUGUAAAUGGAGCUGAAAUAGUUUUUAAUCCAUCUGCCACAGUUGGAUCACUGAGUGAACCAUUGUGGCCUAUUGAAGCUCGAAAUGCAGCCAUAGCAAACAGUUAUUUUACUUGUGCUGUUAACCGAGUUGGAACAGAGACCUUUCCAAAUGAAUUUACAUCAGGAGAUCACAAACCAGCACAUAAGGAUUUUGGGCACUUUUAUGGAUCUAGUUAUAUUGCAGCUCCUGAUGGAAGCCGAACUCCAGGUCUUAGCCGUAACAGAGAUGGUUUGCUGAUAUCUGAAGUAGACCUUAAUCUCUGCCGCCAAGUAAAAGAUAUUUGGGGUUUUCGAAUGACCCAGCGUCUUGACCUGUAUGCAGAAUCUUUAACUGCUGCUGUGAAGGAUGACUAUGUUCCACCUGUUCUUAAAGAAUAGAUUUCAACAAUAGCAUGCUUUUAUCUCUAAUUAAAGAAUA